Molecule: messenger RNA, 531 nt
Organism: Exophiala aquamarina CBS 119918
Lineage: Eukaryota; Fungi; Ascomycota; Eurotiomycetes; Chaetothyriales; Herpotrichiellaceae
Exons: 1
Coding region: 1-531 (176 amino acids)
Biological process (GO): L-tyrosine biosynthetic process; aromatic amino acid catabolic process
Molecular function (GO): L-2-aminoadipate:2-oxoglutarate transaminase activity; aromatic-amino-acid:2-oxoglutarate transaminase activity
Source: RefSeq, a predicted model, not a curated record
AUGCUGGAGCUUCCACGAUCCAAGAUUGACGUUAGUGGAUUCUUGAGCAGUGAAGCACGCCUUCGACAGCCAUCUUCGUUGAAAGUCGGAACUACUGGCCUGCCGCCCAGCAUCAUCAGUCUCAGUGCUGGGAGACCAUCACCGGAUUUUUACCCUUUCUUGGGCAUAGACGUUACGAGCAUCAAUCCGCAAUCUGCGGUCCCAGUCGAUGAAACACUAGCACAAAUGGGUGAACCAUUCUGUUCUGACUCGAUCAAGAUCAGCCUACCAAGGAAAGACCCAGGAGCCGCGAGUGACCUUUCAACAGCUUUAUCCUACGGCUAUUCCCUGGGACAGGAGCAACUAGUUCAAUUUCUGAUGACACAUAUUUCUCACAUUCACUCACUACCGUACUCGGACUGGGAGGUCUGUAUCACAGCGGGCAACACAUCUGCCCUGGGGAUUGCGUUUCGAAACCUUGCUAGAUCAGGGGGCUUUCUUUUGGUUAAGCAAAGACUUACUCGGCCACCAUUGAAGCAGCAAAACCGUUAG